GCUGUUAUCCACGAGGCCUGAGUUGUGCCGUUACUUGCUUUAUAAGCACUUUUCGUUCUCUUUCCAAUUCCAUACUCUGGUAUUUUGUCUAUUUGAGUCGGCGGCUGGCAGUAUUUGGCCUGGUUUUCCUUUUCAGUUUCGCCAUAUUUGCAGGUUUUCUUUCUUCUUCUGUGCAUCUUCAAGACUCAUCUCUCUCUACGUAUGUGUGCAUUUCGCUUCUGGAAUGCGUAGAGGUUUGGCUGUGCUGGUGGUGAGUUUUGCGUGUUUGCGUUCUGGCCGCUGGAUCAGAGUGGCAGGUAUUUUGUUCGGCGUUUAGAGUGGAGUUCAAAGGAGUCUGAGAGCAGGAUGGGGGAGAAGGGAGAGAUGAUAGGUUCUGGGAGGAAGAUAACGGUUGGAGUUUGCGUAAUGGAAAAGAAGGUGAAAUAUGGCCCCGAGGCUUUCUCGGCGCCUAUGUGGCAGAUUCUCGAGAGGUUGCAAGCGUUUGGUGAAUUUGAGAUCAUAUAUUUUGGAGAUAAGGUCAUCCUGGAGGAUCCAAUAGAGAGAAACUCAUCAACCCUGGCUUAAUUCUUUCAAUUCGGAUAUGAAGUAAUGGCUAGCUAGGGCCGAUGUCACAUCACAGCUCCUGUUUAAAUUUCCUUGUCCUCUUUACUGAAUUCGGUUCUCAUAAUUUGUAUCAUGAACUAGGGAUUGUUGGGGAGGGUUUGCGAUAUAUGAAGUUUGGAACAUGAGAGCCGUAGCUGAAAAUGUCAUUAUCAUAAAGUCUACAUGUGUCUAGAGUUGCAUUGCUUGGGUGACAUAAGUUUGAAUUUUUGUCUAUCUCAGCUGGCCAGUAUGCGACUGUCUGAUUGCUUUCCAUUCCUCUGGAUAUCCCCUUGAAAAGGCUGAGGCGUACGUUGCUUUAAGGAAGCCUUUUUUAGUAAAUGACCUGGAACAUCAGCACCUUCUUCAUGAUCGACGUAAGGUUUAUAAGCAUCUUGAAUUAUUUGGAAUCCCUGUCCCAAGAUAUGCUCUUGUAAAUAGGGAAUUCCCGUAUCAAGAGCUGGAUUAUUUUAUCGAGGAAGAAGAUUUUGUUGAGGUUAAUGGUAUGCGAUUUUGGAAGCCUUUUGUGGAAAAGCCUGUUAAUGGUGAUAACCAUAGUAUCAUGAUAUACUAUCCCAGUUCAGCAGGUGGAGGUAUGAAGGAAUUAUUUAGGAAGGUUGGCAACCGAUCCAGUGAAUUCCAUCCAGAGGUGAGAAGAGUGAGGCGUGAAGGCUCCUACAUAUAUGAGGAAUUUAUGCCAACUGGAGGGACAGAUGUUAAGGUGUAUACAGUAGGCCCAGAAUAUGCUCAUGCUGAGGCAAGGAAGUCUCCUGUUGUUGAUGGAGUUGUUAUGAGAAAUCCUGAUGGGAAGGAAGUUAGGUAUCCUGUGUUACUGACACCUGCUGAAAAGCAAAUGGCAAGAGAGGUUUGCGUUGCAUUCCGACAAGCGGUUUGUGGGUUUGAUCUCUUGAGAUGUGAGGGACGAUCAUAUGUAUGUGAUGUGAAUGGAUGGAGUUUCGUUAAGAACUCACACAAGUAUUAUGAUGAUGCUGCAUGUGUGCUGCGGAAGAUGUUCCUAGAUGAAAAAGCACCUCAUCUUUCAUCAGCAAUUCCACCAACUUUACCAUGGAAAUUAAAUGAACCAGUUCAACCUUCUGAGGGAUUAACUCGUCAGGGUAGUGGUAUUAUAGGGACCUUUGGACAAUCUGAAGAACUGCGUUGUGUAAUUGCUGUUAUUCGUCAUGGCGAUAGAACUCCUAAACAGAAGGUGAAGCUGAAAGUUACCGAGGAAAAGCUGCUAAAUAUAAUGUUGAAAUACAAUGGAGGACGACCUAGAUCAGAGACAAAACUUAAAAGUGCAAUCCAGCUGCAAGAUCUGUUAGAUGCCACUCGAAUGCUAGUGCCUCGAACUAGACUAGAUCGAGAAAGUGAUAGCGAGGCCGAAGAUAUUGAGCAUGCUGAAAAGCUUCGUCAAGUUAAAGCAGUACUUGAGGAGGGGGGCCAUUUCUCUGGCAUAUAUAGGAAAGUUCAGCUAAAGCCACUAAAGUGGGUCAAAGUUGCCAAAAGCAGUGGUGAAGGUGAAGAAGAACGACCUGUUGAAGCUUUGAUGGUUCUUAAAUAUGGUGGUGUUCUGACACAUGCUGGCAGAAAGCAGGCUGAAGAACUGGGAAGAUUUUUUCGGAAUAAUAUGUAUCCAGGGGAAGGUACAGGUCUUCUUCGACUCCAUAGUACAUAUCGACAUGAUCUAAAGAUUUACAGCUCUGAUGAGGGUCGAGUGCAGAUGUCUGCUGCAGCAUUUGCCAAAGGUUUACUUGACUUAGAAGGGCAGCUAACACCAAUCCUGGUUUCCCUUGUUAGCAAAGACUCCUCCAUGUUGGAUGGACUUGACAAUGCCAGUAUUGAAAUGGAAGAAGCCAAGGCUCGGUUGAAUGAGAUCAUUACCUCUAGUCCAAAGAUGGCUCAUAGCAAUGGAUCAUCUGAAUUUCCUUGGAUGAAAGAUGGAGUAGGAUUGCCGCCCAAAGCAUCAGAAUUACUUGUCAAGCUGGUGAAAUUGACCAAGAAGGUCACUGAACAAGUAAGACUACUUGCUAUGGAUGAAGAUGAGAAACUUACAGAAAGAAGCUCAUAUGAUGUAAUUCCUCCUUACGACCAAGCAAAGGCACUUGGCAAGACAAAUAUUGACAUUGAUCGCAUAGCUGCUGGAUUACCUUGUGGAAGUGAGGGUUUCCUUCUGAUGUAUGCCCGCUGGAAAAAGCUUGAAAGGGACUUGUAUAAUGAACGGAAGGACCGCUACGAUAUUACUCAAAUUCCUGAUGUUUAUGAUUCUUGCAAGUAUGAUCUCUUGCACAAUGCUCAUCUUAACUUGGAAGGACUGGAUGAGCUUUUCAAAGUUGCUCAGGCACUUGCUGAUGGUGUUAUUCCAAAUGAAUAUGGAAUUAAUCCAAAGCAGAAGUUAAAAAUUGGCUCCAAGAUUGCACGCCGUUUGUUGGGGAAAAUUUUAAUCGACUUGAGGAACACUCGUGAGGAAGCAAUUAGCGUUGCCGAGUUAAAGAGUAACCAAGACCAUGUCUCGUCGGCCUUAAAAACUGAACAGGAUGACACGGAGUCCAAUUCAAAGCUUUUAAAUAAGAAUGAUGAGCCAAGAAGAUCCGCCACUUUCAGUGAUAUUUCAUUGGAUCAAGAUGAUGAUGAUGAUAAAGAGACAAAAUAUCGUUUAGAUCCAAAGUAUGCCAAUGUGAAGACACCUGAGCGCCAUGUGCGAACAAGACUGUACUUCACAUCAGAAUCACAUAUACAUUCUCUCAUGAAUGUAAUUCGUUACUGUAAUUUGGAUGAAUCUCUUCAAGGUGAAGAUAGUCUGGUUUGCCUUAAUGCGCUAGAGCGCCUUUGUAAAACGAGGGAGCUUGACUAUAUGAGCUACAUUGUGCUGAGGCUGUUCGAGAACACAGAGGUGGCUUUAGACGACCCAAAAAGGUUUCGCAUGGAGCUGACCUUCAGUCGCGGUGCGGAUUUAUCCCCCUUGGAGAAGAAUGAUAGUGAAGCAACUUCAUUGCAUCAAGAGCACACCUUACCCAUUAUGGGUCCUGAAAGGCUGCAAGAAGUAGGAUCAUUUCCGUCGUUAGAAAAAGUGGAGAAGAUGUUUCGUCCUUUUGCUAUGCCUGCAGAAGACUUUCCUCCCCCAGAAACACCUGCUGAGUUCCCGACCUAUUUUCCUAAGAGCGUGCUUGAGCGCCUGGAAAAAACAAAAAGUUACGAAGUGGGGACCACGGUACCACUGAAAACAAGGAAACGCAAUUCCCCUGUAAUGAGGAUCCUUUUGAGAUUUUGGUGGUAACUGGUGACUUCCGCUUUCCCUUUCAUUCCUCGAGACUUCUGGAUACUUCACUUGUUUCCCUUUUCAACUCUUGCUUUAGCGACUUUUUCUCUUUAUGAAAUGGGAAAUAAAGCCAACAAAAGACGACUACAGGUAAAGCAAUAGGUGUCCAUCUUCUUGGCGUGCACGUAUUAGCCCCAUCACAUUGGAGCCUCAUCAUGUCAAAAGUCCAUAUCCUAAUAGAACUAUUAAAUAUU
Messenger RNA from Neltuma alba, 4089 nucleotides. RefSeq names its product inositol hexakisphosphate and diphosphoinositol-pentakisphosphate kinase VIP2. The transcript is spliced from 31 exons. Gene Ontology annotation, biological process: inositol phosphate biosynthetic process; inositol metabolic process. Gene Ontology annotation, molecular function: inositol hexakisphosphate kinase activity; 5-diphosphoinositol pentakisphosphate 1-kinase activity. NCBI's taxonomy places the organism in Eukaryota, Viridiplantae, Streptophyta, Magnoliopsida, Fabales, Fabaceae. The record is from RefSeq and is a predicted model, not a curated record. Bases 1085 to 3853 code for a protein of 922 amino acids.